Prorocentrum cordatum is the source of this 537-nucleotide messenger RNA. NCBI's taxonomy places the organism in Eukaryota, Dinophyceae, Prorocentrales, Prorocentraceae. The record is from the annotation of a GenBank genome assembly.
AUGUCGGUCGCGCCGCGGCUGGAGGCCCGGCAGCGGCGCCCGCCGCACUUGCUCCAGCAGGUCCCGCGGCAGCAGGGCCACCAGGCGGCUUGGCGCCAGGCGCUGCCCCCGGAGUGCCUGGAGGGCCUUUGGCGCCUCUCGCUCCGGCCCCGGGUGGCGGCGGCCCGGCUCCAGGCGGCCUGGCGGGUCUUGCAGCCGCUUUGGCCCCAGCGGGGCCAGGCCCGAUGCCCCCUGGCGGGCUGGCUCCAGGGGCCGUGGCGGCCCCGGGAGCGGGGGCCCCUGCGGGGCCGGCGGCCGGGAGAGGGGGCCCUGGGGCCCCAGGCGUUCUUGUGGCAGGAGCCCCGCCGUUGCCCCCACCGGCGGCCCCGCUGCAGGACGUUCGGAUCCUGCCGAACACCCGGGACCAGCUGGGGCAGCGGCACUGUGUCUUCAGAGAGGCGGCGCUACAGAUGCGAGAAGACCCAUGGCCCGACUGGCCUCUUUCGGGACCUCGCACCGCCCGCUGGUGCUGCCGUUUCAUUGCCGAAAACAGCAUGA